Molecule: messenger RNA, 7210 nt
Organism: Anopheles coustani
Lineage: Eukaryota; Metazoa; Arthropoda; Insecta; Diptera; Culicidae
Exons: 2
Coding region: 2137-5949 (1270 amino acids)
Source: RefSeq, a predicted model, not a curated record
CACGGACCGUGGGGAAAAUUGUGCCGUGUGAUUUAACACAACAUCCGUAUUGUUUGCAGGGUGACAAGAAUGCAAGUCUGCGAAAUGGACCGUUCCUCCCGGUUGUGAGUACGUAAAUUAACGAAAAAGUGUGUCAUAGGUGGUGGAAGUCAGCGUGAUCAUACCUUGUACCAGGUUUCAAAAUCGGUUCCUUACAAAAUCUACCCACCGACACACCGGAAACAGACAUCGGAUUGUGCAGUGUCCAGUGUGAAUACGGUGCAGGACACCCUGCCCGUCGAAAGUGUAGUUGCUUGUGCAUCGUGUGAGUCAAAUUCGGGUGAAAGUUGCAGUUCAAAUGCAUUUCAGUGCGUGAGCAUUGUCGCACCGUAAAAUAAAAGAAAACAACACAGCAACGGUUGCCGUGGCGGGAGCAACAAGCGUGCCGACACGGUGACAUGUGAAGGUGACCAAGGAUAGGAUAGGGAAGAAAAGUCGAGGGUAAAGAACGCCCUACGGUGGCCGCACGGAACGGCAGUGGCGUGUGUAAUUGUCGGUGUGUCCUUAUGGUGGCCGGUGGUUGAUAAGAAAAUCUGUGAACCAAAAAGCGGUCAACGUUGACCAGACGACGUGCAAAAGCGUCUACUUUGUAGGAACGACAUAUAGGGAGGCCAGUUCGUGCACGGACGGAACGAACCGACCGCGCGACCAACCGAAACCGCCCCUUCCUUGGUAUUAGUCAGUGUGGCCAUACGACAUUCAUCCAUCGUCGUCGUGAUGGCGGCCCCCCGACGAUGCUGGUAACCGCGGAAACCGAAGCGAACGAAACGGUUGCCCGUACGCUGUGGCUUCUUGUGCCCGUUGUUUCUUUCUCCGGUACCCCGGGUUGUCCCCCUUGCGAGGGCCUGCCUGCUGUCGCGGCGUAAUUCCGUUCCGUGCCCGUGGCCACAACGGCAACAAACACGCACCCAUACAAUCAAAACAGUGCUUUUAGGGAGUCAGGAAGGGAAGCGGUGAGGAGGAGAACGGCCACGAACGCGCCGCAUUGCCGCCGGUUCAGUUAGGGUGUGCUUGGCGUAAGAAGCACAGGGUAGAAGGCACGGCAAAGCAGCAGCAAGCGCGACCGGCAGCGCCAGGGUGCCUCCGCGGUCGACGACGACGACGACGACGGCGACGGCGACCGCGUGUGCCCGAGAAGGAAGGAGCGUCCGACAGAGCGAGCCCGAGCUGUGUGUACGUGUGGGACACAGGGUGUUGUUGGAACGGGGUGGCAGACGCAGUGGCCUGCUGUGGCCUUCGGUUCUCUCGCUUACGUUCGCUCGCCGUUCGUCGAGGCCAUCAUCCAACCAUCCAUCGUCGAGUGAGCGUGCGAGAGACGGGCGGCGGUGGUACACGGGUGCUCCGUGAUUCCCCCUCGCGCUUCGGUGCCCCGAGCGUCCUCUUCCGCGUGUGUCCGGGCCCGCCCAACCAUCCCUCGCAGCCCGACCCGACUCGACCAACGGGUUGAAGCAGCGCCAAGAAGGUACAGCGGUACAGCGAAAGAGCGCCCCGACACUGACCUGCUGCUGUGUGCGUGCACGGGCGCCCCGCGUUUAUCGCUUGCGCCGCGCGCGGGUCGGCGGGUUUGUUAUUUUUUUUACCUUUUUUCUUUUUGCCCGCUUUGCGCUGCUCUCUUUCCGACCGCUCUCCGGCGACGGCCAGGCCGUGGCGGCUGCGGUGGCCAAUCGCAACGACGGCCCGGGGGUGGCGACGAUGACAAUCCACGCAAACGGCGACGACGGCGGCGACCACGGCUACGGCACAGCACCGUUCGAACGGGCGAAUUAUUUAUCGUCGAGCCAUCGCUGAGUCCGACAGCCUUUCCGUGGCGGAGCCGGUUGGGAUGUUGUAGACGCCACCAGAAAGGUGGCCCAAUUGUGUGUACCGCGUACGGCGUGCGUGUCCUACCAAAAAAAAAAAACGGUCGAUGUGUGGUGAUAGUGAAAGUGAAAAACGGUUGCGUAAAAGAGAGCGUCGCGGGAGGACAGAUCUUGAAUGCGUGUUUCACCUGCGAGCAUUACACACCCUGUGCAAACAUUGUCGGAACUGUAGCCCCGUUGGGCGUGUACCGUAACUUCCUGCGGGAUACAUUCUAAGCUAAACUAAACAAACGAUACGAUGGAGGAAGAAAGUACAAAACGUUCUCCUUCGCCGUCCGACGGCGACGUCAAGCAGGAACGCGAACGUUCCCUAUCUCCUGCACAGCAAACGGAGUCGCAGGAACCGCAGGAGCGCACAAACGACGAAGAAUCUACGCGCGAGUCAUCACCGCAAGCGGACAGGAAGGAUGGUGCGAGUUCACCACCCGCGCCCACAGACGACCGCUCGUCACCGCUGACCCAACAGUCAUCGCCCGCGCCAAACGAUAGGGCCUCCGAGGAGCGGGAAGCGGUUGGCAGCCGACGGAGUUCCACUGAGAAACUGCCGGAAGAGGAGGCACCGAGUGUGGAAGACGGUGAGACUGGUGAGGUGAAGUCGCCGAGGGAAACGAUGUCGGAUGCUGCGGACGCACCAACGUUAGCCGACUCGUUGGAGCCAGAGGUUAAGGAAAAGGAAGAAGCAGUAGAAGAAGAAGAAGAAGAAGAAUUAAAUAAACCGGCAUCGUUGCGAGACGAGGCGGACGAAGCGAGGCAAGUUGCAUCGCCGGCAGCAACACCGCUGCCAGCACGAUCGCCAUCGGCAGCACCGUCAACAACGGAGCCAGCGGAAGAGGUAACCAAGGCAACGAGUGGUACGAAAAAAGACGUCGAUGAUGUGACGUUGGCGGCGGCAGAGUCUACUGAGUCGUGUGCUGCCGGUAAGGCUGAUGACGGCGAACAGAAGGUAGCAGCUGUCGUGAUCGACGAGCCCAGCCAUUCACCGGCAGCGCAGGAGCAAAGUAGACGUAGCCGAAACAAUCGCUCGAACAGCAGUAGCUCGAGUGGCAGCAGCAAAAGUAGCAGCAGCAGUGAUAGUUCCAGUGCGGGAAGCGGCCACCGCAGCAGUAACGUGGACAGUGCCGGUGACGGGGGUAGUUUGCCGAAAAAAGUGAAACUGGAACCAGUGGAGCAGCGGCGCGAAGAGGAAAACGAAGCGAACGAGGAGCGGAACGAGCGGAUCGAGAAGCUUCGCGAUCCAGACGGCUCGUCCAGUGGAGAACCGUCGAUCUUAAAGUCGAGGAUGAAGCAGCAACAAACGGCGGAACGUCCCGCAGCGGCGAAACCUCCUUCCCAGACGCCACCAUCAGGUGAACAAUCGUCGCUACGGUCGUCACUGAACAGCGAGGGUUCGGUAUCGUCCCGUACUGUCGGUGACUUGGCAGAAGAGGAACCGCGGGGCGUCGUGACGGGUGAAAAGGGUGAACAAAGUGGAACGCCUUCGCUUGCACCGCCCGCACCAUCAUCCUCCUCGGUGGUCUCCUCUCGGGCGUGCUCUCCGUCCUUGGCGUCUUCCUCCGCCCAGUCGACGCCGACGAAAGAGAAGGAACCAACCGCAGCCGCGGUGGCUAGAGGCGCGAAAGUACCGGAGGUGAAGCUGGCGAAGGGAAGUGCGACGGUCGUGCCGGUGGUGGUGGAGAAACCGGACAGCGCACGGCUAACGGCCGACCUGCAGAGCUGCAAGCGACAGCUGGCCGAGGUCCGCUCGAAGUACGACGUGACGCGCAAGGAGCUGCACGCGACGAAGCGCAAGCUGAAACGAAUGACGGUCCGAUUGAACGGGAUGGCGGCUAACGCGUCCACCGUCGGUUCCGGUGCGAACUCGCCGCACGUCCCCGCCAUCGCCAUCGCCCCCGCGCCCGCCGAAGAGGAUCGCAAUCGGAAGUGGCGCGAGCCGAUGAUACUGUCGGCGAUGAAGAUUAAGGCCGCGAUGGGCAUCCAGGCGUACAAGUCGCUCAUCAAGGACGGGGAGCUGCUGUUGCCCAGCUUGCGGACCAUCACACGCUACCUAGAGUCGCUCCGGAAGGCUGGCGGAGCAAACGGUGUAGCGGCAGCGAUCGCCGGUGCAAUGGUCGGUGCAGUUCCGGGUGGCGCUGGAAAGACCACCAACCAGAGUGCGAUGGAAGUCGACGAAGAGGAGGAAGAGGACGAAGAGGAGGACGAUGUGAUGGUGGCACCGGCACCGGCGGCAGAGUUGUUCGACCGGUCGGGACACGCUAGGAAGAAACAUGCAGCCAAAGCCGGGGGAGAGGGCGUGCGCCGGACGGUGGACCACAAUCGAAACGAGCAGCAGCAACGGCACGGCCAUGGUGGUGUCGCCAUGCGAAAUUCCUCCGGUCAGUACCGCCCGUCUCAACACCAUACGCCGGAAGUGCACCUACAGGACAUCAAGACCGAACAGGAUCCCGUUAGCUUUACCGCGUCUCCGGAUAUCAAUUACUACCAGCACAACGCGAACGAUGACGAGGACGACGAUGAGGAUGGCUACCAGGAUCCGACCUCGCUGCUCGAGCAGAGCCGCUACGAUGGCGACGGUGGAAUACGGAUGAACGGCGACGAUGCCGGCUACCAUCACCAGCAACAGUACGCCGCGCAGCAGCCCAACCAGCAGCAGACCCUGUCGCAGGCCCAGAUUGAGUUCCUCAAGUCGAUGGUAGGCUUCCGGAAGAAAUGGACUCCGUACGAGCUGCGUACGUGCAACGAAAUCCGCCACAUCAUCGGCAGCCGGGAGUACGAUUCGCUGCGCAAGAACGACGGUAUGCCAUUGCCGAGCGUCAAAACGCUGCGCAAGUAUCGGAAUGCCGAACCGGUGCCGGAGGAGGUGGAGGUGGUCGGCCGGAAGCGUAAACACCACGAGAUGCUGGCGGAAGAGAGCGGUAGUGCGGGUGCUGGUGGCGGUGUUGGCGGUGGUGUCCCACCGGUGCCGGGUGCUGGUGGACAGCAUAAGGCGGCAGAAGCGUACGGUGCGGGUCGUCUGUUCCUCUUCGGUAACGAUGCGGAGAAAGCAAUGAUGAAGGCCGAACAUGACUCGGAGGACGGACACUUUGACGUCGGUGUGUUGACGAUGGCGCAGAUCAGCUUCCUGCAGACGCUCACGUUGAACACCAAAGGUUUCUCCGACUACGAGUUGCAGCGAUCGUUAGAGUUGAAGAACGAGCUUGGCAGCAAAAACUAUGAAACUCUGCGGAAGCAGGAAUUUCUGAACAUUCCCACCCUGGUGAUGCUGACGCGCUACGAGCAGGAUAACGGGCUGGAGGACUUGUCGCGCAUGGCCGGAGCGACGGUGGCCGUGGACGACGACGACGAGCCGGAUGGUCGGGGUGACGCGGGAUCGGGGGAGUUGGUAAACAAAGUUGGUCAACGGAACAUGGUGGAUGACGAGGAGCACAACCUGGAGUUGCUACAACAAAAGCGACAGCAGGAGGAGCAGCUCGAAGAGGAGCAGCGUGCUCGUGAGCAGCAACAGCAAGAGCAACAGCAGCAGCUGGAACUGUAUAACCGUUUAACACAGGCCGAUCUUACCCGUCACCCGCUGUUUGAUAGCAUCGCCGGUGAUUCCUCGCCAGGCGAUGGUUCCGACCAGGCGGCUACAGCGGCCGCAAUGGCAGUGGCAAUGGCGGCGGCCGCUGCCGGCAUUCAUUCGUCGUACGAUCUGAACGGAACCGCCGGAGACGACUCGUCGCUCGGCAUCUUCGAGAACCAUUCGAUCUUCGACAAGGACUCACCUACGUUCGAUAUGAGCAAGCUGUCGCCGGCACAUGUCGAGUUUCUCAACACACUGCCCGAGAACCCGAAGCGGUGGACGCAGGAGAUGAUCAAUUCGGCUUUGGACAUCAAGAACGAGAUUGGCACGCGCGACUACGAGAUCCUGCGGAGGCAGGGUAUCCCACUGCCCGCAGCCCGUACGCUACGUCGUCACAAGGAUAUUCGCAACAAGGCCGAUCGGGCAGUGAGCGAACCAGGCGAGAUCUUACCAGCCAGUGGAGCGACAGCCGGUGUCGUAGGCAGUGGUUAGAGUCAGGACUUCCGGUGUCAGGUGUCUCACUCGACACAAUACGUAUUUUAAGAAUCGUCCCCUGUCUCAAUUCUUUUCGGAAAUGAAACAUCCCGUUCAGUCGUGAAGAAAACGGAAACGCGUAACGUACCUGUGCCAGACUUUUUGUUUUGUUUUGUUUUAAUUUACUCAUAACAAAUCGAAUGUAAGAGCCGAGAAAAUUAGUGAAGAACUGAAGAAGGGAAGUUAGAUAGAUGAAAUUGAAGUGCGGCCCUCCUCCCAUCUCUGAUUGGUGCUCUAUUGGCCUGACGGGACGCCAAUGCUGUUGUGAUUCGUAGUUGGCAGACGUAUGUGGUUAAGAGAGAGAGAGAAAAAGAGCAAACAGAGGGGAUAGUUUUAGCAUAUCAAACCAUUCUGAAAGGAUUACCCCUUUUGCCACGUGAUUUAGUUACUUAAACCUUGAGCGACUCAGCAUCGAAUGAUGGAAAAGAAAACAACCAUACCAGAGACACAACCCUGAACGCAGUCCCAGUACUUCCUUCCACUCUUCUCGAACUAUUUUUGCAUUGGUAGAGAUUAUAGUCGUUCAUAGCAAUUGCGCCAACGAAAGAAGAGACCAUUUUUUUGUGUAAUAGCUCUAAAUGUAUAACUGUGCGAAUGUGAACUGAGAAAAUAUUCCUAACUCGCGUAAAAAUGUCAGGAUAGGAAAAGAAAAUGGGAUCGGUUUAACGAACCCACACCUCGUAACGGGGGUCAACGCAAACGGUGACGGUGGAUCUUCUCUCUGUUCUCGUUGCGGAAUAGAUGUAAAUAUCUAGCUAAAUGAUAAAAUGUAACGCACAUGUAUACAACAAGCGAACAUGGGAAUGCAAUGGGAAAUGGCUGGAAGGUCGAGGAGAGAUUUUUGGAACGAAUGCUCAGCUAGCAAUUUUAUCGAUAGUCAACCGGUCAACCGUAUGACAAUGUACGACCAGUUCCAAACGAUGCCAACUAAUCAACCAGUGCGUGUGUGUUAGUAUGCGAUAUGGGUCGAUGUUACGCUCGUAAGAAGAUUUUAUCUCUAAGUGUUUUUAAAAUAGAUUUAAAUGGUCUCCGGUUCGGUCGCAUGUGACGAAGGAUUCCGGUUGGAGUAGUACGUGUACAUAUUUAUGCUGAAACCAUAUAGAUGUAGUUGAAUAUUUUUUCUUAGUAACAGAAUACGUAUGGAACAGUUUCAUAACACUUUUCGAAACUAAGCUAUGAAAUAAAGCGUAAACGGCAUUGCGCGGAUACAAAAAGAAAA